AUGGUGCGGAGCCAGAGCGAGGAGUACUUGAUGCUGCGCGUGGUGAACGCGCUGCAGGCGACGCUGAGCGGCGUGCAGCUGACAGGCUUGCAGAUCAACUGGGAGGAGGUGUCGAUCGACCAGAAGGUGGGCGCCGGGGGCUUCGCGGUGGUGUACCACGGAAUGUACCGCGGGUGCGAAGUGGCGGUGAAGAAGCUGCGGGUGAACCGGAUGUCGUCGAAGUCGAUUCGCGAUUUUUCGUCGGAAGUGAUGCUGCUGCGAACGCUGCGGCACCCGAACAUCGUGAUUUUCAUGGGGAUCGUGAUGAAUCCGGUGUGUUUGGUCACCGAAUACUGCCACAACGGGAAUCUGUUCGAUCUGCUGCACGAGACGGUCGACGACAAGCGCGGGGAACACUACGCGGUGCAGAUUCCGUGGCAGCGGCGCAUUCGAAUCGCGCUGGACGUGGCGCGCGGAAUGAACUUCCUUCACACCUCCACGCCGGUGAUCAUUCAUCGCGACUUGAAGUCGCUCAACAUCCUCAUCAACGAGAAGUGGACCGCCAAAGUCAGCGAUUUCGGGCUGUCGCGGUUUAAAGCGGCGGAUACGGCGCACGAUUUAAUGACCGGGCAGUGCGGAACGUUUCAGUGGAUGGCGCCCGAGGUCAUGGACGGGCACAACUACACGGAGAAGGCCGAUGUGUACUCGUAUGGGAUCAAUCUGUGGGAACUGCUCACGCGGAAGAUCCCGUACGAUGGCAUGCAGCCGAUGCAGGUCGCGAUGAUGGUGCAUACACAUAAGAAGCGAUUGCCAAUUCCUGAAACGUGUCCUGAGUGGUAUGCGAUGUUGAUUCGGGAUUGUUGGGAUCCGGAUCCGGAAGCAAGGCCUUCGUUUGCAGAGAUCAUUAAGAGGUUGAAGAGAGGAGGACCCGCUCCUACUGUGCUAAACUAAUGUAGAAUAUGUGGC
Blastocystis hominis is the source of this 945-nucleotide messenger RNA. RefSeq lists its product as hypothetical. Gene Ontology annotation, biological process: protein phosphorylation. The transcript is spliced from 3 exons. The coding region runs from base 1 to 930 and encodes 309 amino acids. The record is from RefSeq and is a predicted model, not a curated record. Gene Ontology annotation, molecular function: protein kinase activity; ATP binding. NCBI's taxonomy places the organism in Eukaryota, Bigyra, Opalinata, Blastocystidae.